This is a messenger RNA of Dictyostelium purpureum, 1089 nucleotides long. RefSeq lists its product as uncharacterized. The record is from RefSeq and is a predicted model, not a curated record. The transcript is spliced from 2 exons. The annotation marks the transcript as partial. NCBI's taxonomy places the organism in Eukaryota, Evosea, Eumycetozoa, Dictyosteliales, Dictyosteliaceae.
AUUAAAUAACAAAUAAAUAAAAUAAUACUUUUAUAUUAAUAUUAAAAAUAAUAUUAAAUUUAUUGUUAAUUUUUAUAAAAAGUUAAUAAUAUAACAUUUUUAUAAAAUAUAUUUUUUUUUUAAUUUUAAUUGUUAUAAUUAUAUUUUUUUAUUUUUAAUUUUUAUUUGUUAUAUUUUUCCAAUCCAUUUAUGAUAAAAAUAUAUUAUAAUAAGCAGUAUUUGUAGUAAUCAUUGUAAUAAAAAGUAAUCAUUGAUGUUAUAAUAAGGAUAGCAUAUAUAGGGAGUAUAUAAUAAUAAUAAUGAUAAAAUAUAGUUUAUUGUUAUUGUUUUUAUUUUAUACAUAUAUUACAAGUGCUUACAAUAGUAAUAAUAAUAAUAAUAAUAGAAACUUCAACUUAGAGACUAUUCAAGAGGGUAAUACUUUGAAAAUAAAAGGGAAUUAUUUAAAUGCAAACUCUAAAUUAUUUUUAAAUCAACAAGAAAUAAAAGCAAACUUUAAUGGGAAAGAAUUUAAUGCUCAAAUACCUUUGGAUUUGUUAGAAUAUAACUUUAGUAUUGAAAACUCACCUAAUGGUCCAAUCAUACCAGUUUCAUUCACCCCAAAACCAAUUAUCAAAUACAUAUAUUCCAUUUUCAAUAAUAAUACAUUUUCAGUUAUUAUAAAUGGUGAAUUUUUAGGAACAACCAUAAAUAAAAAAAGCAACUAUAAUAAAAUAUCAAUCAAUAAUGCUCAGUGUCUAGACCUGUCAAUAUUUAAUAAUGAUAACACCUUAAUAAAAUGUACAUUAGUUAAUAAUCAACAACAAGAACAACACGAAGAGCAGCAUCAACAACAAGAAUCAUUAAUAAAUAAAUAUAUAUUAACAAAUAAUAAAAUUAGUAUACAAUCAUCAAAAUACAAUAGCAAUGAAAAAACACUAUAUGAAUUUAAUGAAAUACCGGUAUUAAUUCAACUCUUUGGUUACAAAAAAGAUCUAUUAAACGACAAGCUAUUUUACUUUAAUACUUCAUAUUACAAUUCAAAUUGGUAUUUGAAUUCGAGUAUUAAACUAACCAUCUUCGAUGCCGAUAAUAACAAUAAUAUAGUUU